UCUAGACACGUCUCGAUCGAUCUCCCUAUAUAUACCACACCACCAAAUUUUACUUCUGAUUUACCAGCUAGCGGCAGAUCAUUAUCACACCUCUGCUCUCGUACAGCUAGCUAGGUAGCAGGCACUGUGCUGCUCCGGCCUCUCGAUCGAACGAUCGAUCGGUCAUGGACUACGGCAACGCGAGCACGGGCAGUACGGCGGCGCCGGAGCAAUAUAACUACUGUCGCUCCGUGUCGCCGCCGUCGAGGGUGUCGUCGUGCUCGCCACCACCACCACCGCCGCCGCCUCCUCCCGCCGUCCUGCAGGUGGUGGGCAACGUGCCCCCGACCGUCGUCCUGAGCCCGUGCGCGGCGUGCAAGAUCCUCCGCCGCCGCUGCGCCGACGGCUGCGUGCUGGCUCCCUACUUCCCGCCGACGGAGCCCGCCAAGUUCACCACGGCGCACCGCGUGUUCGGCGCCAGCAACAUCAUCAAGCUCCUCCAGGAUUUGCCGGAGAGCUCGCGGGCGGACGCGGUGAGCAGCAUGGUGUACGAGGCGGAGGCGCGGCUGCGGGACCCGGUGUACGGGUGCGCGGGGGCGGUGUGCCGGCUGCAGAAGCAGGCCAACGAGCUCAAGGUGCAGCUGGCGCGCGCGCAGGCCGACCUGCUCAACGCGCAGGCGCAGCACGCCAACCUGCUGGCCCUCUUCUGCGUCGAGAUGGCCAACCGCCGCGGCGGCAACCAGCAGCAGCACCCGUCGUCGCCACUGACGACGACGAUGGACGGCGGUGGCGGAUCAAGCGGAUUAUUCGGCGCCGCGUACCAGCAGACGUUUUACGACUCGGACCUGGACUCGGCGACGUGGCCCGAUCACGAAGCCCAGCUCUGGACCUAGCUAGCAGAUGCAUGGAUCAUUGUGGUAGCUCUCGAGUACUACAAGUUCGUACUACUUGCAUAACAAAUACUAGUAGCCGCAGUACAUGUACGUGCUGCAACCGUGUAGGAACGGCAAACGUUUCUAGCUCGUCGGAUGCUGCAAGAUAACGCUGUGUCGCCGGCCGUUAUAUUAUGAACGAACAAGUAUACACCCCGUCAAUA
Molecule: messenger RNA, 1075 nt
Organism: Sorghum bicolor (sorghum)
Lineage: Eukaryota; Viridiplantae; Streptophyta; Magnoliopsida; Poales; Poaceae
Product: LOB domain-containing protein 1
Exons: 2
Coding region: 165-872 (235 amino acids)
Source: RefSeq, a predicted model, not a curated record